AUGACUCCACUUCAUCACGCCGCGGGAAUUGGGCAUUCUGUCGUCGUGAGAUUGCUCCUUGACCGGAAAGCUGACCUACGUGCGAAAAAUCAUGAAGGCAAGACUCCGUUGCGGCUAUCUCAAGAUGACAUCGAGAAAGCCCAUACGGCGACCAGGGUUUUGUGUCAAAGAGAGGGGAUCAGCUUUGCCGAGGCUCAGAAGGGUCGUCGUUGGAAUGCAUUUUCUUCUGAUUUCUCUGUCGACAAGCGAGAUCGUGAAAAGGUUUACAGCAUGAAAGAAUUGGAGGUCAUGCUAGAUAUAGUGGCAGGAGUUCAUCCGCCUGGAAGCUCUGCGUUUCAUGCUCAUGACCUGCCCUUCUGA
Molecule: messenger RNA, 360 nt
Organism: Penicillium subrubescens
Lineage: Eukaryota; Fungi; Ascomycota; Eurotiomycetes; Eurotiales; Aspergillaceae
Product: ankyrin unc44
Exons: 1
Coding region: 1-360 (119 amino acids)
Molecular function (GO): protein binding
Source: RefSeq, a predicted model, not a curated record